UAAAGCCCAAUAAUUGAAUAUCCAUAUUACACCUCAAUAUUUCUCAAUCCAAAAUCUGAACCCUAGAUCUAAAAUAGAGCAUAAAAGUCAAAUAAAGAACAAAGGGUAAAACAGGAAACAAAAAUAAACGAAGAAAAAUGGGUUUCGUUUAGGAGAGAGAAAAAGAAAUUCAGAAGAAUAAAUACGUGGUGAUGCUGCAGUAGCCUUCACUUCCACCACCAAAGCAGCCAAGAGAAAAAAAAAAAAAGAAAAAAAAAAAAGCAAAAAAAACUCUUCUCGAGGAUUUUGAGGAGAGAGAAACUGCAGAAGAAGACGACACAGUCACACACACAAAGAAGCACAAGGUUGAAGAUGAACUAAGAAUUAUUUCAAUAUUUUUCUUCAAUUUUUCUGCUAUUUUUUGUUGUUGAUUUUAGAGAGAGAAUACAAAGAAGGUUCGAUUUUCCUGCGUUUUUGAGGAGAGAUGAUGAUGAAUUUUGCACCGAUGAAGCAGCAGAAUCUCAGAAAAACCCUAUUUAUUGCCGCCAUCUUUAAUGGAGAAUAGAGGAUUUUUCUGUUGUUUAUUGAUAAUUGGAAGGACUCAAGUUUCUGGUUAAUCGAUGUUGAUGAUGAUGCAGAAGAAUUUCUGGAACAAUUAAAUUAAUUUUUUUUUUGUUUUUAUGGAAGAUCUAUUGAAUCGAGUGGUUAAGGUGAAGAUCGAGUGAUAUUAUCGAUUGAAUCUCAAGGUAUUGAAAGUUAUAGAAAGUAGUCGGAGUGCAUCAAGACUUGCCAGAAAGACAGUAUCUAAAAUCAUAAAGUAUUAUACUUUAUUUUCCCCAGCAAGUUCAGUGUUUCAAAAUGCCUGUAUCGGAGACUGAAAAGCGUGGAGUACUAGCAUCAGGCUGUCGCUUUAGUAACAAGGCAGAGCACGUACCUAUCAAAAAGAGAAGAUUCUUGUUAAGGUCCCCGUCACCACCGCCAGUUUACAACUCUCCAUGUGCGGAGGAGAUUGCAGAUCAAACGAGAAGUCAAGAUGUUUCAAUCAAACUUUUACCUUUGCAAUCUUCAAUGUCUGACAUUAGUUCGAGCCAGAUUGUUGAGAAUAAAAAUCGCAUUGAUGCUAAGAAAACUUGCAAUUCUAACAAAAGCUUCGGUGAAGAUGAAGACUUCUCUGGUAUAUCAAUACUUGCAGCUGCUGCCUGCAGUAGCAGUUUGGGAAGAGAUUGUGGUUAUGCGGAGGAUGGUUCAGGCAUUGAAGAGUCUUCUGUGCUGGAGCGAGCGCGGGAAGUUUCUACUUAUGCUGAAGCACCUUCAUUACCUAAGGGUUUAUCAAAGGAAGACAUUAUUAAUUCGUCUGAAAUGUCAAGUGGAGCAACAUCAUCCUGUAUAUCCAUAGAGCCAGUUGUAGAGCUUGCAUCUAUCUCAAACACUGUAAAUUCAUCUCAAAAUGUUGUUGCUGUUGGAAAAAUGAAGGAUGUUUCCUUGGGCUUUUCUGCGGAUGUUUCAUGCAGCAAAGAUGAAGAUGAAGGGAAAGACCAGAGACAAUCUUCCCGAGAUGUUAGGUUGCAUUGGGACUUGAAUGUUGUGAUGGAUGCUUGGGAACAGCCUUUUGAUGAUCCAGGAGUUCAGAAUGUUGUUGCUCCUGACAUUUCUCAAGAUGCUGGAAAAGUCGACCAUAAUGACAAUAUGGAAAUAAAAGCCCAUGAUUCACGAGAAAAUUUGGAAACUAUGCAUGCUGCUAAAAGCUGCCUAGUCCCUGGUGAACAGAGAUCACCGGCAAAUCAAAGUUCAGUUGAUAUCAAGGACAAUUAUGAUAUAGAUUCUUGCCUCAAUCUGAAGCAGCCUCUAUGCGUAGGUGAGAAGCCUCUUUCAACCAACUCCAAUCUUAACUUGGAUGUUGUGAAGUGUAUGGUUGAAGACUCUAAAAGCAUGCACCAUGAUGAAAAUAUUGAUCCUACUGUUGGAUUAGUUGCUGCUGCCCCUGAUCAGACUGCUCAAUUGUCAGCUUCUUAUACUGUAAAUGAGGUUGAUGACUCUUCUGUGAAGAGUCCUGAUUUGAAUGAUAAUAGUGUAAGAUAUGAGCCAGUAAUUGAGGGGUUAAAAACAGAUGGUGGUGUGUCUUCUUGUCAGUUGCAGAAUUUUGGAAAUGCUUGUGCUUCAGAUGCUACAUUUGGUGCUGUGUCUGCCGAUAGUUAUAUUAGUUUGUGUGUGUCAUCAAGCUCAAAGGUUAAACAAAAUGUCACAGUUCCAGAGGAUUUGGAGACACCUGAGAAUUUUCAUCACGAAGAAAAAUCUUCAAUAGAGAAUGCUGACCUGAAAACUGUAGAGCAUCAAGAGCAUGCUGAAGUUGCUGUAUCAGAUGAUAAUGCCCCUGUUCACACUGAGGCAUCCAACUCUGUGCCUAAAAGAUUUUUGACGGUUGGCACUGAUGCUAAUGGUGAGCUCCAGGAGGGUUAUGAUUCCCAAUAUGAAGAUGGGGAGCUUAGAGAGUCAAGUGAACAUGCUUGGGAAGAAUAUGAUGCUGGUGAUAGAGAAGCUGAAAAUAUAGACUAUAUUUCGAACUACAGAGAAACGCAUAUGGCCAAUUCAAGUGAGGACCACGUCUCCGAGUCUGUACAAGAUGAAGAUAGAAAGAGCGGGAGGCUGGGAACUGCUGCUGCUGUCGCUUUUCAUGAUUGUAAAAAUGAUAAAGAGGUUUUUGAAGUAGCUUCUGAAGCAGUUGUGAAUGAUAGGGAACAUGAUGAAGGUAACCAAAUGAAAUCGAGUCAUGCUGGAGGGAAAACAGAAAUAAUUCAGCAAAAGGAACUGCUUGAGAGUAGCAAGAGCUUUUCAGAUAUGGGAAAUCAAGGCAUAGAUGAUAUCAGGAGAAAGAAUAGAAUGCCUGGUCAUAUUGAUGGACCGCUAGAUCCCCAAGAUGAUGAAACUAGAGUGGAACCAAAAGCAUUCAGAAGGGGCUUGCAGUCACAGAUUGAAGGCCCAAUUUCUCGUGAUCAUGCAUAUAGGGAGGAGCGUUUCAAGAAAAUGGAGAAUAGAUUUGAGCUUGGCUCCAUGAGAUCGUUUGAGAGGCCGCGGUAUUCAUUUCACAGUCAAGGUAGAGGACGCCAAGGUGGUAGGUGGGAUGGUUCAUCAGACAAUCGUAGAAGUUUCAGGCGUUACUCACCUAUUAUCCAUGGACAUUCAAAACUCGAUGUUGAUGCUAGUGUGGAGAGAGAUGACCAUGCAUGUGUUGGCACUCAAGAUGACGCAUCAUAUUCUCAACAACUUCCCAAAAGUCGAGCUGGUGCUGAUAGAGAGCCUUGUGCUGGAUUUCACUCGCGUUAUAAUACUGAUAGGAAGUUUAGCCCUGAUAGAGCUGGAGACUUUGGUCGGGGAAGAUCCUUCAGGUAUGGCCCUUUUUCUGAAAGCAGAGGAGGCAGGGGAAGGUUUAGUGGGCCUUCUCCAGAUGAAUCGUUCCAAUCCUCCUUAAAAUACCGGCGUCCUUUGUCCCGCAGAGAGAGAAGUAUUUCUCCAUUUGGUGGUAGAGGGCAGUCAAAUAUACAUCACUCUCGCAGGAAGUCUCCAUCUCGAUCAAGAAGUCGGUCUCCUGUCAUUUGGAAUUCUCCAUGGAGAAGGCUAGGGGCUGGAAAUAGCGGUAAUACCUUCUUUAGGCACCGAAGUAGAUCUCCAAAUUUUAGGCCUGAGGCCAGAAUGCAAAGACUAAGGUCACCACAGCAACAACCUGGCUCCGGGCCUGACCAUGCUGGUGGUUUUAGGUCAAUUUCAAGAAACCAUGGAUCUCCUCCGCGUAACCGAUGGAGUUCUGCUCGGAAGGAUGAGCCAGGUAGUUUUAGGGAGCUAGGUUACAAGCAGCGGAACUCUGCUCCAGAUAGAUCACCAGGGAGAAUUCGCUUGAGGGAUGACAGAGGUACCGCAAUAGAUUCCCCACGAAAUCUGAAGCCUGAUGGGUAUUAUAGAACUUCAGAUAGGAUUCCCGAUGAUGCUGGUAGAGGAGUUAGAUAUGAGGAGAAUUUUGGAGAAAGAAGGAAACAAUAUAAUCUCCUUCGUCCUGCGAGGCGUAACUUUGAUGAUGGCAUGGCAAAUAAAAUGCAUCAGGAUAUUAAUGAUAGUUUCUCCAUGACUAAUGGUUUUCGGGAUAGAGAUGUUUCAAGUUUGCAGGACAGAGGGUUAAGGGGUAUAGAUAGCCGCAUUGGCGAUGGUCCUAGGAGGUUUAGAGGGGAAAAUCAUUCUGUCAUAUAUGAAAGAGAUGGAAAAUUUAAUCCUAAUUCAAAGCAAUUUGGGGUUGAUGUCAUGGAUUCAUCACAUAAUUCCAAGUGUGAGGAACAAUAUCGACCCAAUUAUGCUGGAAGAUUUUCCGACACCAAUGGAUCCAAUAGAGGAUGUCGAUAUGAGAACUACCAAGACAGACGAAAACACUAUGGUCAGCCUAAUAUCAUGAGGCGCACUGAUAACGAGGAUCCAGAAAAGAGGUUGGAUCAUGACGAAACUUUCCAGGAUACUCCAGAGUUUGGUAGCAGGGUUACAAGGGAUUGUGAUGGACGAAUUGGAAGCUUAUCCACAAGCUUCAGGGAAGAUGAAGAGCCAGUUGUGUGUGGACAAGAGGAUAAACUUGAUGACAACCCACUAUCGGUUGGUGUGCAGAAUUGUGGUGGUGAUGAUGCUACAAAGGGAGUUGUUCCUUCAUAGCUUUGACCUGUGGUUUUGGUCUUCGUUUGGUAUCGAAAGAUCACUGGAAAUUAUUUAGUCUCUCUUUUUUUUUAAAUCUUCUUGAUGUUACCCCAACAGGAUAGAUAAUGCCUGCAAAUUUUUGUUGGGGUGCUUUUUAUUAGUCUACAUUGGCCCUUGACAAAAAUUUAGGUGGGUCUAGGAAUUUUUUUUGAAUCCAGAUACCAUUUUCUCAUUGAAUGCGAUCUUUAUCUUUGGCAUUUCCUGCACAUGUAACUCUUGACGUUAUUGCUCUAGGGUUGAAUCAAUGAAAUUUUUGGGGGCUCAUCUUGAUUUACAUUUUCCUGAUUUCUGAUUUUUUUUUACUUACCUUUGAAUUUACUGCUGUGAAAGAUGACUGAGGGGCUUGGCAAAAACAUACUUAGCAAGAAGUCCAUCACACGUGUUCUCUUCAGAGAUAUUAUACAUUGAUCAGUUGUUUAGAAAUGCUAUAUAGUGCCUUUUGUUAUUAUUUUCAUUGCCAGGUGAUGUUAAGCGUAGGCGUUAAUGAGUUGAAAUAGGGCAGUGACAGCCUUUAUAGGGCUUUAUGGUUUGCUGUUAUCAGUUGGAUUUUAGCCAUUACAGGACUUAUUUUCUUUCAUGGCUUAAGGCAUGUUGCUAUCUGGCACAAAUAUGCAAUACUGAGAAAAUCACAGUUGGUGUUUUGGGCAGUGCAUUUAUCCAUACUUUGAGCUUAUGACUGUAUACCUGGCUGUCAAAAGUUCCACACAGAACUUGGGGUCUUGCAUGUUGCCUGUCUGCUGAAGUUUGCAAAGCUAUCACUUUUAUCAUCUUUUUGGCAAGGUAUCCCUCUGCUUAAAUGCUUGAAGGAAUGUACAUUGCUGUGAACUCAAAGGCUAAUAGGCUGUCUUGUGGAGAAUAACAUCAUUUAUACACUUUGUUGUCUGAGAUCAGUGUGGAAUAAAGGUGAGUGCUCUGUUCUUUGUUAUUUACCCUUUGGUUUGUCUAAUAUCUGGAACUUUGCAACAUCUGAUGGCGAAAAGCUAAAUCCUAAUUGCAUCUGAUAUUGUCUGUUGUAUUGUUAGUUUUGAGCAUUGAAGAGGUGUGUGAAAGUAAAAAAGGGUAGCAAUACAGGAUUCCCAGCCAACCAAUCAUCUAUAAGCUGCUCACCUGCUCAAUGAGCUGAAUAGCACUUCUAGUUGAGGUUAGUAACAGGUUUCGGAAAACCUCGCCAGCUUUAAGUUUUACUAAUACAGGUAUGUAGCUUCUGUACUCUGGUAAUUCUUGUGCAUAGUCCUAGUUGGCUGAUUAGGUAUUAUUUUUCUAUUAAAAACUUUGGUUGCACCUUCUGUAAUGUUUUGUUCUAAAUUCCUGCCUAAACAAAGGUUGAUGAAGGUGUACACAAUUGCACAAGUGCUUUCUGUUGUCAAGAAAUCAGUUUGGAUUAUGUGUUUGUUGGUUGGUUGUGCAUAUUUUCUGUCCUAGAAUUAUUUAGUGUAUUGAGGGAAAUGUAUGCUUUUCAAAGUUUAGCAAGAAAUUAAUAGUUGGUAUUUGAGUUUGCUAGGUUAGCUAACAGAUUUAUUUGCUGUGAAUUUGUGAUUCACUGAGUGUUUUCUCUGUUUCUUCACUUUUCAGAAAACGGAUGUCAAUAAUAAAAAUGGAUUUCUCUGUUUCAUCUACUUUGCCUCAUUUAUUACCUUUGCUAUAUGUCAUGUAGUUCUGUGGUUGCUUGUUCUGUACCAUCGGCCCAUCGGGUUCUUCAUCAGCUCGACUCGCCAGUUAAACCCGAAGAUUGGAUUUUUUUUUUUUGCUGUUUUAAAGGCAGGCCUUUGAUUUUCUCUGGUUCGUACCUCCUAUCAGAGACAGCCCUUCUCUGAAUUUGUUUCGAGGAUAAUGUGGAUAUUGUCUACAGGCGGAAUAUGUAUAGGAAACCGUAGUAUAUUAGUACAGGCACCAAGGUCACUUUAAGACUGCUGAUGUUGAGCAAUGCAGAGAAACAUCCUGUAUCUGAAAAUAUUAACCGCUGGUGCUUAUAUUCAUCCGAAGUGGGUUUGAUCAAACAGUGGUAUCAAGGAGUUGAGAGAGAGCAUUGGAAUGUGAUACGUCACAAUCAAGGACUUGAGUACUCCGUACGUUAGGUUUGGAAGUUUGUUUCUAUUAUCCAUGUUUUUUUAUUAUAGGCAGUUUUCCAGUGUUUUCGUGGUAUGUUGGAUCCUGAAUAAAGCUCUUUCCAUGUAACAAGUAAUUUCACAAAUUUGGUGGACUUGUUUUUAUGACAGGUCACAAAUUGCGAGGAUUGAAGAGGAACUUCUCAAACGAGUGAAGCCAAAAGCAUUAAAGUUGCAAUGAAGAAAUUCAUAAAUUCUUUAAAAAAUGUCAACCUGUUUAGAUGCCAAAGUUCUAAGGCUAUGAAGACUUAGAUUUAAUUUCAGAGAAAUUCUUCAGGUUUAAAGUAUCAAAAGGUUUUGGGCCUAUUGCUUUCUGAUGGAACAGAACUAUAGAAGGUAUAUUUUAGCAUGAGGAUUCGAAAGCAAUGGUACCAGUUGGUAUGUGGACCAUAUCAGGCAUUUCAAUACGAAUAAUGCUGUCGUAAACUCGUAAUGGUACAUUAUGUUAUUAGCUUCAAUCUUGAAUGCACUGGAGCUCUUGAGGGCGACAUACUUCUCUUUAGCAUUGUACAUUUUCUACUGAUGUAGUGGGUUUUUGCCUGUUUUGAUGGAAGGUUCAGGCUGAUCGGCUACUAUACCUUUUAUAAUUAGUUCUGUAUUCUGACCA
Chenopodium quinoa (quinoa) is the source of this 7416-nucleotide messenger RNA. RefSeq lists its product as uncharacterized. The record is from RefSeq and is a predicted model, not a curated record. The transcript is spliced from 5 exons. NCBI's taxonomy places the organism in Eukaryota, Viridiplantae, Streptophyta, Magnoliopsida, Caryophyllales, Amaranthaceae. Bases 838 to 4662 code for a protein of 1274 amino acids.